This is a messenger RNA of Chara braunii, 1965 nucleotides long. NCBI's taxonomy places the organism in Eukaryota, Viridiplantae, Streptophyta, Charophyceae, Charales, Characeae. The record is from the annotation of a GenBank genome assembly.
GCAUUCAAAAGCAAGUGCAGCCUCUGACCGUAUGCUGGGAUGUCACGGGGUGCACUUUCAUCAUGGACGGGUCGACCGAUCAGAGGGAAAGGUCUGUCAUGAACUUCUUUGUGGCGGGGGAGCAGGGAACGGUGGCAACGGUGUCAAUGGACGGAAAAAAGAAGACCGGGCCAGCGCUGGCCAGACUUUGGGAAAAGAUUAUGAGGGAGAUCGGGCUGCAACGCAUCAAUGCAAUUUGCACAGACAAUGUGGAGGUCAACAAGAAGGGCGCGCAAAUUUUGGAGUGGCGCACAGACUUGGCGGUUUCACGGAUACCUUGGGUUCCGUGCGCUGCACAUUGCUGCUCCUUGCUGCUUUGGGACAUCAGCAAGUUGGAUUGGAUAAAGGGCACGAUAAAGCGGAGCCACACCAUUGUAAAGUUCAUACGAAACCACCAUUGCACGCACAGUCUAAUGAUGUCGUUGGACGACUCAUUGUCGAUGACGCGGCCGACGGAGGUCCGUUUUGGGUCAGUGUACAUAAUGAUGGAGCGGUUGUACGAUCGGAGGGCGGUAUUGAAGCAGAUGGUCGAAGGGAGCAUGGUCGGGAGAUGGAAGGCGAUGCGGUGGUCGACGAUCAAACUGCAAUCCAAAGCAGAUCUUGUGUUUUUCACGUUGCAGAGGGAGAGUUGGUGGCCGGAGUUGAAGAAGGUGGUGGAGGCAAUGGAUCCAUUGUAUAACUUGCUUCGAAGGAUGGACAAGGACGGGAUUGGACCGUCAAACCUUGUGGAGUACGACAAGCUCAUGGAGAGGAUGCUGGGGGAGGUGCUGCUUACCACGGAGCAGCGAGACACGGUGCUCGAGAAGUCCAUUUUAAUCAAAGUAAUGGGCAUGUGGAGCACUGCAACUCCGGCGGAGCGGAAUUGGUAUUCGAUGGACUUGGUCCACUCGAAGCGGCGGAAUAGGUUGAACCCUUCAACCUUGGAGAAGUUGGUGUAUAUUCAUUGGAAUAUCCAACUUUUGCGGUCGGGGAAGAACGUGAAGGACAACGGUUACAUCGAUUUGUGGGAGCAGUUCUUCGAGUCUUUGCCGGAGAUGAAGGACAACGGUUACAUCGAUUUGUGGGCGCAGUUCUUCGAGUCUUUGCCGGAGUCGGUGGCGGACGACGGUUCUACUUUGAAUGAGCCCGUGGAGGAGCAGGACAAGACGGAGGAGGAGCUGGUGCGGGAACGGGCCUUCACGAAGACACCAAAGGGCCGGAUUCUGAAAUGCCUCGAACACGAGGACGAGGAGGAGGAGCGAACCGACGACUGCGACCUUGACAACGAGGUGUGGAAGGGAAGACUCUAUGGUCGGAGGCCCGCACAGCGCCGUCGAGAACGGCCGCCCACAACACCUUCUCAAUGUCCGGCGAACACCGCAACGCACUACAACAUCCAAUCGGAUGUUCACCUGCCGCAGACCGACACCGACAUGGAGAUGGUGCUUCGUGCACGUCCAAUCGAUACAGAUGAGGAGGACGCCGACCGUGCAAAGGCAUGGGCUGAUGCGGAUCGAGAACGGGUGCAAAGGAGAAUGAGGGAGGAGGAGGAGCGACGCGCAGCUAUAACGACCCGCAGAGAGUUGGAGAAAAUGAAGAAGAGGGUUGGAGAGCGAGAAUCGCAGCCAGUGGGGGUUGCGGGCCGGCUGGAAGAGGACAAAGAAGACGCGUUGGGCCAGCGAGAGGAGGAGGCAGAACAGGAGAUUGGCCAGCCAGCACAGGAAGAAGAAAACAUGGACACGCAAGAGGAGGAAGAAGAUGAUGGCAUGGACCAGCGAGAGGAGGAGAUGAACGAGGGUGACGGGGAGGGCGUGGAACAGCAAGAAGAGGACCUGGAGGAGAGUGGGAAGGAGCAGCAACAGGAAUGAUGGAGAACAGCGAGGAGGAGGUGGAGAAGAAUGCACCGACGACCGUGUACAAGCGUUAGAAGCGAACUGCGAAGGCAGC